CUCAUUUCGCUGUUGGCACGUGAACUGGCUAGAGCGAUAAUUGUUCGCGAUUGUGUCCUUGCAAGCUGCGAAUUCAGACGCGAGUUCAUUACGCGGUUUGAUUUUGGUGGAACCGCUGGUUGAUGCGUCGGAAGUGCCGUGUUGAAGCGUGAUAGUGGACGAGCGAGCGAGGUGCAUUGUUUUGGUCAUUUUGUUGAGUGCAAGUAAACAGGCCACUUGAUCUCGCCUUAGCGGAUGAUGCAUACAAUGUGGCGAAGAUAGUACAAGCGUAAUAUUUAUGUUGUUUUCUGUUCGAUGAAAGCUAACACCCGUUCGUUCUGACUACUGAGUCCGUGUGGUUAUUAGUUCCUCAAUGGCACCCACCGAGAGCGGCGCAGCAUUUGGUUCACGCGAACUAGCGUCGGAAGAACCACCAGCGAAAUUGGCCACCUUUGACCUUGAAGCUCAGCCAUUAUCCGCAACAGCGGAUCAGCAACCGGCGCCCAACAAAGCCAUUUCCUGGCGUGAUGGAUGUCCCCAGAUUGUGGCAACGAUUCUAGUGAAUCUAUUAGUGGUACAGGCUGGUAUUAAUAUGACCUAUUCGGCAAUUCUGUUACCGCAGUUGUCGACCCCGGAGAGUCCAAUACAGAUCGAUAAAGAUGAAGCAUCCUGGAUUGCUAGCGUUGUCACAAUCGCUUUACCGUUGGGGUCACUUGUGGUGGGCCAUCUGAUGGAUCAAUACGGACGGAAGAAGAUCUGUCUGCUGACCUGUUUACCCUUCACCAUUGGAUGGGCAUUAAUUGCGAUAGCACAAAAUGUAAAAAUGAUCUACAUCGCUAGGAUAAUUCUGGGCAGUUCGGGAGGUUUGACCACGGUGGCGUUGGUGUACGUGAGUGAGUUAUCGCACGUGUCCAUGCGCGCGAUGUUGCUCUGCUUGAAUAGUGUAUUCGUUUCGUUCGGGAUUUUACUGACAUGUGUUUUGGCUCUGUUUUUCGAUUGGCGUGCGAUGGCUAUGAUUUACACUGCAUUUUCGAUUGCCACUUUAUUUCUUAUCAUGAACAUACCGGAAUCUCCUCAUUGGAUAUUGACCUUUACAAAGAGAGAACCCAGUGAAGUGCGAAAGGUUAUGCAGUGGGUUUACAGAGACAAAAAUCUGGCAGAACAACAAUACCGUCAACUCAUCUCAUCCGAGCAAAGUCCCAAACGGUUGACCGUCGAUUCGACUCCUCGGCAGUUCUCGCUUAAAGUAUACCUUCAUCCACGGGUUUAUCGGCCACUUUCGACGCUCCUGUUGCUGUUCUUAUUUCAACAACUCUCCGGUGCCUACGUGUUGAUCUUCUACGCACUGAACGUAUUUAUGGAGAUCGGUGGCUCCCGGGCCGCAGGAUUCAACGAGUACAACGCAUUGGUAAUACUGGGUCUUAUCCGGUUCAUCAUGUCGAUCCUUACUUCGGGCUUUUCUAGGCGAUAUGGUCGAAGACCCCUGCUAAUCAUUUCUGCCACUAUCAUGGGAAGCUUUGCAACUCUAGCAGCUCUGUAUAUCGACUUCAUACGUAAAACGGGUCGUGAGACCAGUGCCACCUUCGGAAGCUAUCUGCUGUUGAUUUGUGUUCUGGGAUACGUUUGCUUUAGCGCCCUCGGCUAUUUGGUACUCCCGUGGACGAUGAUUGGAGAAAUUCUUCCCACCGAUGUGAAAGGCAAAUUGGGUGGAUUGGUCGUAUCCGUAGCGUACGUAAUGAUGUUUGCCGUCGUGAAAUUGUUUCCAUACAUUCUCGAAAUGGUAGCUAUUCAGGGGGUGUUUUACUUCUACGCAAUUUCCUGCUUUGCUGGUGUGUUUUAUAUUUACGGCUGGAUUCCGGAGACGUUUGGCAAAAGUUUUCAGGAAAUUGAAAAACAUUUCGUAAAAAAUUAACUCCUGAAAUUAGAAUGGCAGGACAGCGGUACUUAUCGGGUGUAUAGGAUAACUAAGAAGAUGUUGUGAUAAGUUGACACAGUUUGUAUGAUGCGCAAAAAAAAGAACAAACACUAUAUUCCAGUGCAGAUCGAGAAAAUUUCCAGUUACUUUACACGAAUGAAGAGAUUGAACCCGAUAUCACCAUUCACAGAGUAAAAUGGUCCAACAGAAAUAACUAUGUCUUCCAAGUCAUUACAAUAGCUAUAGUUUGUAAGAGAUACAUAAGUCAAACAAGACAGCCGAAGCCAUAAACGGUUUUAUACUUAUGUAAGUAUAUCUAUAAAGUAUCUUUUACUGUUUUACAAGAAGUACAAAGUCAUGUCCAUGUUAGUGGAAAACAUUUUGCUAGGGAAAUUUACCAUAAACACGUUGAUUUGAUCUAGAACAAUAAAUUAAUCAUUUAAACCCAUUUACCCAACCCAGCU
Molecule: messenger RNA, 2358 nt
Organism: Sabethes cyaneus
Lineage: Eukaryota; Metazoa; Arthropoda; Insecta; Diptera; Culicidae
Product: facilitated trehalose transporter Tret1-like
Exons: 6
Coding region: 353-1891 (512 amino acids)
Biological process (GO): transmembrane transport
Cellular component (GO): membrane
Molecular function (GO): transmembrane transporter activity
Source: RefSeq, a predicted model, not a curated record